AUGCGUCCGCCGAUGGCAUAUAACCGGCUUGUUAUUUCAUUUGUGUUUCUGGUUGUUUUCGGCUGGUCAGAAUGCGCGUUGAACAACAGGCCGCCGCAAUUCCUGCCAGGCGGCGACAUGGCACGAUUUUCCUUGUCCGAAGACACCCCAGUUGGAAAAUCAGUCUACAAACUGUCGGCAAUCGACCCCGAGGGCUCGAGGAUGUCGUACACUGUGAGCGGCCAACAUCUGAACAUCGAUCGAUCAACCGGUGUCGUCACACUAGCCAAGCGUUUGGACCGAGAAACUUUGGAUUCACUGGAAGUCGUCAUCAGCGUAACUGACGAGCCGAUCAAGGACUCCGACGCAAAUACGGUGUCUCUGAGAAGAGAAAUAGCAAUUAUCGAUGUGAACGAUAAUGCACCAGAGUUCCUAGGGAGACCGUAUUCGUUUAGUGUUUCCGAAGACACGCGAGUUGGCACCAUAAUAUACAACAACAUAACUGUUGUCGAUAAAGAUAUCGGACCGAAUAGUGAGAUUUCCAUGACGUGUAGUCAAAACAACGAACCUUGCGUGACAUUCAACUUGCUCACCGAAAAAGUGUCCACAGGUACGUACGUAGGUUCUAUUAGAUUAGCGCGACCACUGGAUUUCGACACGGUGUCGUCGUACAAAAUUACUGUGAAAGCGACUGAUGGAGGGCUUAAAAACUCCCUAUCAUCCACCGCUAAUAUUUCGGUAGUCGUUAAAGACGUGCAAGACGAACGUCCGGUUUUCACUAACUCGCCAUAUUCGAUCGUGAUCGACGAGAAUACACCAGCAGGCGUACAAGUACUUAAGGUCACUGCUGAAGACGGUGACGCGGGUUUCAAGAGACCAGUCGUGUUGAGUUUAGAAGACGAUUCUCUCGGAUAUUUCACCAUCGAUAAUGAGUCUAACGGGACUGCUUACAUAUUCACUAGUGACAAUCCUAUUGACCGGGAAAACAAAAUAGUUUCCGAUGCCGGUGGUAUUUAUACGUUCAGAUUAAAGGCUACCGAGCUGAUCAACAACGAAUUACCCGGUGACGUCAGCUACGAGAUCGUCACCGUAGUAGUUCAAGAUGUGGACGACGAAAAACCCGAAUUCAACGAAAGGAGUUUCUCGACGUCGGUAUCCGAGGACAUUAGUAUCGGAACACCUUUACCGGGAUUAAAUAUUAUAGUCAACGACAAAGAUUUGGGAGAUAACGGAAGAUACGUGUUGGUAAUGAGGACCCAAGACUCCAGAGUGUCUAAUUGGUUUAAAAUUAUCCCCGAGACGGCCUUGGGAAGGUCAACCGUUCUCAUUCGUUUAGUUGACAACGAUGGGUUUGAUUACGAUGCAGGAGUCACUGACGUCGAAUUCGAUAUUGUUGCUAUGUACCAAGAUAAUUUAACUGGUGGGUUUAAAGAAGCUUCUGCGGCUCACGUGCAAGUUAACGUACUCGAUGCUAAUGAUAAUUUGCCAAAAUUUGCUCAAACAACAUAUGCAUACUCCAUACCGGAAAAUCUUGUACCUGGAACGAGCAUAGCAAAUCUUACUGCUACCGACAUUGAUAGUGGUAUAAAUGGUGAAAUUACUUACAGUUUACAAGGUUUUGGUAUGGAUAAGUUUGGUAGUGAUCCUGAAUUCGGCGGUAUAUAUUUGACUGGCAAGGUCGACUACGAACAGCAGAGUUCAUAUUCACUCACUCUCGAGGCGAAAGACGGAGGUAAUCGUUCCACCCACGUAGUUAUUUUAGUCGAAAUUGUAGACGUUAACGAUAAUACUCCAGUAUUCAAUUCGUUGGAAUAUAAAAGAACUAUACGAGAAGGUGGUACUGAAUUUCAGCCGAAAUUCUUUGUUCAGGCAUCCGACGCCGACAGUGGUCUCAAUUCCAUGAUUCGUUAUUCGGUCGUCAGCUCAAACUACGACGGCGUCGUUCUGGUGAAUCCUAUCAGCGGGGAAUUGACAUUGAAUUCUCCGGUGAACUCUAGUCACACGUCUCGGGGACAAUACGAGUUAGUUAUAAGAGCGACGGACCUGGGUAUGCCACCUCUACAUGCGGACACAAAUGUCUACGUCAGGGUUGGUGUGCCGGGAAACCAGAGGCCCAUGUUUAAAAAUCUCACGUAUUCCGUCACGAUACCGGAAAACACUCCGAGAACAAUGGACAUACUGAGGGUUCGAGCGACCGAUCCAGACGGACCAGAUCAUCUAAUAGAGUACAGCAUGGUCAAUAGUAACGACAAUUUUCACAUCAAUAAGAAAACCGGAGCCAUAUCUGUGUCGGAACGCGCCAUACUCGAUCUGGACUCAACGGGAUUGUCAUAUUAUCACUUGGUCGUCAUGGCUAUGGACAGUGGGUUGCCCAUCAGAGAGGUUGCACACGCCGACGUGUACGUCAACGUCACAGACGUAAAUAAUAAGCCUCCCAAGUUCGACCAUAAUGUAAGUUACAUAGUAUACGUACCUGAAAUCACGGAAAUAGGCGAAAUCGUGUACAAAGUAAAUGCCGUCGACCCGGAUAAAAAUGCGUCGAUUAAGUACGCGAUCGUUGAACCAAUCAAAGCUAAUGACAAAACUGGAUUGCCGUUAAAAAACACGAGCUCAUACAAUUUCAAAGAUGUAUUCAGUAUUAAUAAACUUACCGGUGAGAUCAAAGUGAAUUCAGCGUUAAGUUAUCAGAUGGCAUCGGUGAUCGUGUUGACCAUAAGAGCCGUAGACACGAAUGCCGUCGAAAACGUCCACGAACAGUACGACGAGGUCGAAAUCACAUUUUUCGUGAAACCGUACAUGAAUAAAAACCCGGUGUUUACCAACGCUGGAUGGUCGGCCGACGGUGACUCGUCCACGUUAAUCGUAAAAGUAGACGAAGAAACGCCAAUUGGUACGGAACUGGUGCAGCUCAAAGCAAUUGACGUGCUUACGAACGAGUCGCUAUACGAUUUCAAGGCUGUCACGGCCGUACCGCGACAAAUUGCUAUGGACUAUGCUGGUAAAGUUAUACUUACAGAACGACUGGACUACGAAACGCUAGAAGACAAGACAUUGACGUUUCAAGUGAAAGUCACCACUGAAGACGGUGAACGGUCAACUAGCAAAACCAUUGUGAUCGAAGUGCAAGAUAUCAACGACAAUAGUCCAGAAUUUGAAUAUCCCAUUUAUCGAACUUCUCUCGUAGAAUCCAGUCCGAAAGGUACUGUUGUUCUGUCAGUCAGAGCAAAUGACAAAGAUUUACCAACGUCUCAAAAUGGUAUAGUCAGGUAUCACCUAGGAGGUGAAAAUUCAAAUUUGUUUACUGUUGAUCCUAUUAGCGGAGAGAUAAAAGUUUCCGGGAAUGGUGUAAUUGAUCGUGAAAAAUCUUCAAUUUUAAGACUAAUGGUAUUUGCAUCAGAUACGCCACAGGGUGGCCCACACCAAAAAAUGACUUCAGUGCCAGUACAUAUUGAUGUCAAGGAUAUAAACGACAAUGCACCUGAAUUUGAUUCUUCAGUAUACAUUGCAGUAGUAUUAGAGAACGUUGUACCCGAAACAAGUGUGUUAAACGUAUCGGCACAUGAUCCGGAUGAAGGAUCUGCAGGCUUGGUACAUUACAAACUCAUAGACGAGCAGCAACUCCAGGGUCUGUUCUACAUAAAUCCAACGAACGGACAAAUUAAAACUUCUAAAAGAUUAACCGGUAAAGGUCGGUCUGAUCCGUAUGAAAUGAAAAUCAGAGCCGAAGAUAAUGGAGAACCAGGAAUGUUUUCUGAUGUUAAACUUAGUCUAUACAUUAGCGAUAUAAUUGAAAAUGAUGGAGUUCCGACUUUUGUACAUCCAACUGCUGAUGAGAUCGCGUAUGUGUCUGAGAAUGCAUCUAUUGGGUCGUUAGUAUUCAGAGCGUUGGCUACAGAUCCAGACGAUCCCAAUACACUGGAAGGAACGAUACAUUAUAGCUUUUUAGAAGAAACAAAAGAUUCUUUAAUUUUUUCUAUUGAUUCAGAAACGGGAUUAAUAACGACUGCGUCAAUUUUGGACCGAGAAACGCAAGAUAAAUAUACUCUUGUAUUAGUUGCAAGAGAUUUAGGCAGCGUUCCACAACAGUCUACAAAAGUGUUCAACGUUAUUAUAACCGAUGUCGAUGAUAAUAAACCUGUAUUUAAUAGAUCCAUAGAAGAAAAACCCUUAAUGAUGGAAGUCGAAGAAGAGUCGCCUCACGGUACUUUAGUUGGUUCCUUGGCAGCCUAUGAUCCAGAUAUCGGAGAUAAUGCACUGAUUGAUUAUAUAAUAACUGAUGGAAACGAGGGUAAUGUAUUUUAUUUAAACUCUUCAAAUAAUGUAGCCGAAAUAAGAAUCAGUGGAGAAAUUGAUAGAGAAUCUGUAUCUGAAUAUGUUUUGACAAUAAAAUGUUUUAAACAUAAAACGAAAGCAUACAGCUUGCAUAAAUCGUACAACAAACAAGAUCCAAGUGAGAGACAGGUGGUAAUCAAAAUACUUGAUAUCGAUGAUAAUUUACCAAAAUUCGUUGAUGAAAACUUAACUUUAGGCGUUAGGGUAAGCGUUCCUCUUGACACACUUGUGGCUACAAUACAAGCCACCGAUGUCGAUAGUUUGGCAGAACAAAUCACGUAUCACAUCACAAAUCUUACUUAUGCUCAUAGGCUAGAAAUCCCAAAAGAGAUUAAGAGCUGGCCAUUCUUUUUGGAUCAGAUAAGUGGUCAGAUUAGAACCACAUCUUCGAUGACAUCCUAUUCAGAAGGUUAUUUUAACAUAGUUGUAGCCGCGAUCAACAGCGAUGUGCCUGGACGACAUUCCAAUACUACAAUUAAAGUGUUUAUUGUUAAAGACCGUGGAUUGUUGAAGUUUGUGUUCACAAGACCCCCAAAUAUAGUAGGUCAUUACAUUAAAAAAUUCAAAGAAGAUGUCGAAAAAUCAUUAGGGAUACCUCAAGCUAGCUUAAAUUUGUACGAUACCCAGUUUUAUUCAAAAAAUGACGGAAGUCUGGAUUUUAGUAGCACAGGUUCGUGUUUUCAACUAGUGGGCCCAAAUAAUUACAAUCCAAAAGAUACUAUAUCGUUACUCGAAGACCCCAGCAAUCACGAGUUGAAGAAUGUGUACAAACAAUACGAAGUUAAAAACAUUGAACGAUGUUCCCCAAAACAAGUCAAGUCAGCUGUUACGUGGGUACAGAUAUCGGUGUUGGGUAUUGCAUUGUUCAUUGGAAUCGUAUCGAUUUUCUCCAUAUGCCUUUUAUGUUGUUCUUAUAAAAAAUGGAAAAGGCUACGGUAAUAAUGUGAUAAGCAAUAAGUAUCAAUUAGACGUGAACUCAAUAAUGUGAGUUGCCAUGUAAAAGUGCUGUGAUUCAAUAACUAUACAAUCAAAAUAUAUAUGUAUAUAUUUUUAUUUUACUUAAAUUACCUAAAAAUGUAAAUAUUAUUACUGUGAUUAUAUUAUUUACUUGCUCCGAAAUUUGUGAUUCUUUCAAGUAACCUUUUUGGUUUAUAAACCUUUAAGUAUGAUAGACUUAAAAAAGGAAAACAAUAAAAAAUUAUAAUAAUAAAACAACUUAAUAUCUCCUAUGCACUAUGUUAUAUGGUGUUUUCAGGUAUUGAGUUCAUACACAAUUCAAAAAGUAAUAGGAUUUUCUUCUUUUAUAUUUAAAUAUUAUGUCCGUAAUAAGAGGAUUAAAACUAAAAGCUUAUGAUAAAGCACUCUCGUCUCUUGAUUUACUUGGAUUCGUUUCUAGGAAAGAGGUUUAUAACUUAGAUAUAUGGCAAAAGUAAAACUAUAAUGAUAAUAAAACAAAAAAAUAUAUAUAAUAGUUUUUAGUACAAAAAUAAGUUUAUAUAUUGAAAUUUUCCUUUAAGUUCUUGAACAAAUUUAUUAAUAUUUGCUUUACUUACCUAUAUAAAAAAGUGGUAAAAUAUUCUUUGAUGAGAUAUGUAUAAGUCGAAUGUGCCACUAAGCAAACGUGUUACAUGUAUAUCGUAAAAUUGAGUUAUAAUAAAUCCUCGCAUUCGGAAAACAGUAAUAAAUUAAAGCAUAGAUAAAUAGGAUUUUAUUAUUUCAUUUUAUUUAAAAGAACUGGCUAUUAAUUAUUCAUUCAAAAAUAUUUCUAGUUGUUUUAUGCUGCGACAAUACCAUUAACCGUACUGGAAAAUAAAAUUAAACCAUUUCAAUGUUUAAAAAUUACUUUACAGAGAAAACCAAUCACAUCGCGUGGAAUAGUCGUCUUUUUUAUUUGAAAGAAGAAAUCUUUAUUUAGAUCGUAUAUUUAUCUCUCAUUUUUAAUUAAUAUUAAAUAACUCCAGAUAAAUACAUUUAAAAAUACUCAGAAAUUGUAAUCACAAGAUUUGUAAAGUUUUUUUUGAUCAAAAUAAAACUUUACCAUCAUAAAGUUGUCUCUUUCUAAUAAAUAAAUAAAUAUUAAAAUCUAACUUUUCACGAUACGUUAACGUUUUACAGUAAAUCGAGUUAUUGUACUAAAAACACGCUUACUAUUUAUUCAUACAUUUUAAAAAACGGUUAGAAUUUCAAAAUAGUUUUUACUCAAAAUACUUAUUACGUUAAGAAUUAAGAAUUUACUUAAUCAAUAAAAUAUCAAAUUUAUUGUCAAUUUUAAAUAAUAAUUCAAAAUUGUUUCAGUGAUAUAAAAUAUAUGUUAACUAUUUUCACUCAAAAUUUAAAAUAACAACAUUAUUUUAUUAACACUUAUACUAGUACCAAUGAUGCGCAACUCAUGGGUCACCCACAAGUAGGCCAAUACAAAUUUAUAAAAUACAAUAUAGAAAUUGUACAGUAUAAUAUCACCUCACUGAUGGGAAAUAUUAAAAGCAUACUGAUCAAAUUAAGUAACUAUAUAACUUAAUUUUUUAUCAAAGUAUAUCUAAAUUGUAUUCUUAAAAUCUUAUUCUUAAUAGUCUAUAAAAGAUAAAAAAAACCAAUCCAAUAUAAUUUUCCCAUAAAGGUAAUGGUGAUUAUUAGUAUUUUAUACUUAAUGGCCCGCUCAAAAGAAAAUUGGUAAAUAAAGUGGCCCGCUUAACAAAAAGAUAGUCAUCACUUAUACUAAAUUAAAUUAACCUUAAAUAUGAUAAGUAUACUUAUUUACAUAAAAUUAUUUUUAAACUGUUUCAUAAGUUGUAUGUGAUUUGGUUAUUUAAUGUAAAACCCCAGCGUCACUGUACAAGAAAUCAAAAUGGUUAUUUUUUAAUUUUGUUUAUAUUAAUUUAAAUUUAAUGUAUCGAUUUUUUUUAUUUUAUUCAUACAAUAUUAUGAUUAAUUGUUUAGCGUUUAAAGUUGAGGUAUUUUAGUAUUUUAACUAUUGUUAAGGGGGAAUUAGUUAAUA
Rhopalosiphum maidis (corn leaf aphid) is the source of this 7306-nucleotide messenger RNA. RefSeq names its product protocadherin-like wing polarity protein stan (gene Cad74A). Bases 1 to 5250 code for a protein of 1749 amino acids. The transcript is spliced from 21 exons. Gene Ontology annotation, molecular function: calcium ion binding. The record is from RefSeq and is a predicted model, not a curated record. Gene Ontology annotation, biological process: homophilic cell-cell adhesion. Gene Ontology annotation, cellular component: cell-cell junction; plasma membrane. Lineage: Eukaryota; Metazoa; Arthropoda; Insecta; Hemiptera; Aphididae.